CAGCGCUGUGUGCGCCUGCUCGCUGCGCAUGCGCAGAUCGCGUUGGCCGUGCCGGCGCUGUGUGCUGCGGGAGCGGCCCCGGCCCGGCGGGUCGGACCGGAGGCCCCAUCGUUUCCCGUCCGUCCAUGAUGCCCCAGCCCCGGGCCCGGCCGUUCCCCCGUCCGUGCAGCUGAUGGUGUCGGGGUGAUGCGGGAUGGCGGACGGCGUCAGGACCUUCCUGCAGGACCUGGUCAGGGGAAUCAAGGAUUCCAUCUGGGGCAUCUGCACCAUCUCCAAGCUGGACGCCCGGAUCCAGCAGAAAAGGGAAGAGCAGAAGCGGAGGAGAGCAAACAGUGCACAUGCCCAGCGGAGGUUUCAUAUGGAAGAGAGGAAGCAAGAGAAUGAACCCCGGAUAGUGAGCCGGAUAUUUCAGUGUUGUGCCUGGAAUGGAGGCGUAUUCUGGCUUAGUCUCUUCUUGUUCUACCGAGUAUUUAUACCUGCACUUCAGUCAGUCACAGCUCAGAUCAUCGGUGACCCUUCCUUACAUGGCGAUGUCUGGUCUUGGCUGGAGUUUAUUCUCACCUCCAUUUUCAGUGCCCUCUGGGUCCUUCCCCUGUUUGUGCUCAGUAAAGUUGUCAAUGCCAUCUGGUUUCAGGACAUUGCAGAUCUCGCAUUUGAAGUUUCUGGCAGAAAGCCGCACCCCUUCCCCAGCGUCAGUAAAAUCAUUGCUGACAUGUUGUUCAACCUCCUGCUGCAGGCACUGUUCCUCAUCCAGGGGAUGAUAGUGAGUCUGUUCCCCAUCGAUAUCAUUGGCCAGCUGAUCAGCCUCCUGCACAUGUCACUGCUCUAUUCUCUCUACUGUUUUGAGUACCGCUGGUUUAACAAAGGAAUUGAAAUGCACCAACGGUUGUCCAACAUUGAGAGAAACUGGCCCUAUUACUUUGGAUUUGGCUUACCACUGGCUUUCCUCACCGCAAUGCAGUCCUCCUACAUCAUCAGUGGCUGCCUCUUCUCCAUCCUUUUCCCUCUGUUCAUCAUCAGCGCCAACGAAGCGAAGACACCUGGCAAAACAUACCACUUCCAGCUCCGUCUCUUCUCCCUGGUGGUUUUCCUCAGCAACAGACUCUUCCACAAGACCGUUUACCUUCAGUCCACUCUGAGCAGCUCCUCCGCAGACCGGCUGCUCUCUCCGCAGCCAUCUCCUGCCAAACACAAGGCUGCUCCGGGGCACUGAGCCGCAGCCCAGAGGGGGACGAGCUGCAGCCUCAGGGCUGGAAACAUCCUGGGGAAACACAGCACCCAGCGUGUGAGGCUCAGUGUGUCCCAGCACCCAAAGCCCCCCCGGGUGUUUCACGUCCCCGCUGUGAGUUUGGGCAAAGCCUGGAUUUUUAACACCUUUGUGAGAUACAAAAGCCAGGUUCCCUGUGCUUGUUUUAUAGCGUGUCCCAGCCCUUCCCUCGCAGUUUUGUACUCCCUUCCUGUGCCAUCUCCCCAGCUGUGGGUUCCCGUGUCCCCUUUAUAUCCAUCCCAUGGUGGAUCUCAGGUCGGGUUUAUAGUCCUGCUGUCCAGCCCCAGCUCUGCUCCUAUUGCAGCCCCAUGAUGAGCGGCACCUGCAGGGCACCGCGCUGCACGGGGAGCCGGCUCCACAGCGCGGUACCGGCUGGUACCGGGUGGUCCCGGGUUGGGUCCCAUGUUCGGUACCGGCUCUCUUUGGUUUAUCUGCCCAUUGAGGUUCAGCUGAGCGCUGCGGUACCGGCGCUGUCCCGUCCCUGCAGUUCCCGCUGUGUCCACACGGUGGCGCUGUGUAUCGGUGGCGCUGCUCGCCCUGCAGUUCCUCCCCUGUCCGCACGGUGGCGCUGUUUGUGGCGCUGUUGUUGGUGGCGCUGUCGGUUCCGCUCGGUCCCGGUUGGUUCCGGUUGGUUCCGGUCGGUCCCGGUGUCACCGAACCGCCCCAUUUCUGGACUGUUUUCACACUGAGAUGUUAAAUGGAACAAAAACAACCGA
Coturnix japonica (Japanese quail) is the source of this 1983-nucleotide messenger RNA. It is a transcript of the gene EI24, whose product is annotated as EI24 autophagy associated transmembrane protein. The record is from RefSeq and is a predicted model, not a curated record. NCBI's taxonomy places the organism in Eukaryota, Metazoa, Chordata, Aves, Galliformes, Phasianidae. Gene Ontology annotation, cellular component: endoplasmic reticulum. Gene Ontology annotation, biological process: macroautophagy.